This is a messenger RNA of Phytophthora sojae, 8796 nucleotides long. RefSeq lists its product as hypothetical. The record is from RefSeq and is a predicted model, not a curated record. The transcript has a single exon. Gene Ontology annotation, molecular function: calcium ion binding. The coding region runs from base 1 to 8691 and encodes 2896 amino acids. Gene Ontology annotation, cellular component: extrinsic component of membrane. Gene Ontology annotation, biological process: protein targeting to vacuole; protein retention in Golgi apparatus. NCBI's taxonomy places the organism in Eukaryota, Oomycota, Peronosporomycetes, Peronosporales, Peronosporaceae.
AUGUGGACGCUGCUGCUCGUGCUGCUGCUGGGCUCGGCGGCGCUCGCUGCGGCCUUCGCGGCGUACGGCGACGUGCUGCUGACGCUGCUGCUGCGCCAGUUGGCGGCCUCGGCCGUCGGCGCCAAGUUCUCCAUCUCGUGGUCGCUGCGCGAGGGCUCGCUGGAGCUGCGCGACCUGGUGCUGGGCAGGCAGGUGCUGCCCAACCUGGAGCCGCUGGCGGGGCUUCCCUUCGGACUGGAGCGGCUCGAGAUGAAGCGGCUGCUGCUGGUCGCGCCGCUCUGGGCGCGCAUGGUGCGCCUUGUCAGCGGCCAACCUGCAGACCCGGAGCACAAGCCCAUGGAAUCCAAGCUGCUGAUGGCCGGGCUGCGGCUCGGCCUGACGCUCGACGCCGCCGAGAAGUGGAUGUGGCAGCGCGACGCGAACGCCGAGCGCUGCGAGGAGGCGGUCAAGCAAGCGGCCAAGGCGCGCGUGGCGCGCGUCAACGCCUGGACGGCGACGGUGGCGCAGAAGCUCAAGGACCUCGCGACUCUGCGCGAUCAGAUCCGCGCGGCCGAGAAGCAGCAGCCCAAGACGGCGAACGAAGCGCCACUGAAGCCUGCGUUCUGGCACCUGUGGGUGGACGAGCUUCUGGAUUCGUUCGAGUUCGUGCUGCAGGCGUUCUCGCUCUCGAUCCGCGACGAGUACUCGGGCGCCACCGUGGGCAUCGCACUCGACGAGUUCGAGAUGGGCCGCAGCGGCCCUUGUGACGACGGGCGGCGCAAGCGCGAUCUGCGACUGGUCAAGUAUGAGAUGGUCCUGAACUCGAAACCCGGCGGCAGCGCGGACGCCUGCCACUUGAUCACCCCGCUCUCCAUGGACAUCGGCGUGUACAUACCCUUCAUCUUCCAGUCGCUCAUUAUGGGACAGGGCUCGGGCGAGCGAGCGUUUGAACUCGAGAUCUCGUUCGCACAGGGACAAGAGUUUGUGGUGGAGUUCCGCCCCGCGCAAGCCGGCAUGCUGUUGAAGUUGCUCCAGCCAAUCAACUACUACUACGACUGGCAGACGGCUGCGUCCAUCGCGGAUGACCUCGCGUGUGUGCAGCUCACUCCGAUCGAGUCUGAAGAGUACAUGUCUCUGUUCAACGAGCAGUGCAAGCUCGACAACGAGCUGGGUUUUGUGCGUCGACUGUAUGAAGGCUACAAGCAGAAGGAGGUCAUACUCAAGCGACAGACCCGGCUGGAUGAGCUGGAGGUGAAAGUACUGGCCACGCGCCUACUUCAAUUGCGUGCGCUGUCCCUUGGCUGGGAGAUCCCGGAUGCAGGAAAGCCCUUGCCGUUCAUUAGCGAGGAGGAACUGGAGAGGGGAAACCUACGCAAGUUCUUGGAGAACCCUGUGGAUCACUACGUGGACAAGGAGAAAAUUCCCGGCACGCCGCCAAUGUUCCAUUUGUUCCGAAUGUCGUUCAAGAUGGCGAAGAUGAACCUCAAUUUACUCGAGGACAAUGACAAGCAGCUGCUGACAUUUUUCGUGUACGACAUGGACUUCGAACUGCGUUACCUGAUGUCGAAGGUUGCUGAAAAAGACACGGCCGUGGAGAUUGCGCUAGAUAUCGUGCGCUUUGGCUUACUGGACAACCGUGGGGCUCGUACGAAUGUGUUCCGUCAGAUCAUGGACCGUAACCCCGAAGCUGAGGACAUGAUGUCGAUCGCUGUGUCCCAGCGUAAGGAUGGCUACAUGGACGUUGGGGUGACAUUCAAGCACUUUUCGCUUGUGCUUGUGUUCGACCCGCUACUGGACGUGAUGCACAAGUUCCUACCCGCUAUUGCUGAAGACGAGGACGAACAAAUGCGGUUCAUUGCGUACGAAAUGGCGGACGGUAUGGAUUCUCCCGAACAACGAGAUGCUGCGAAGCACCUUUAUGUUGAAGAUCUACCGAAGCCAUACUCACCGCUGAUGCUUGGCGGAAUCUCUCUCGGCUCCAGCAUUCUCUUGCAGGGUUGCGAGUUCUGUCUCGUUGGUGAUUCAUCGACGCUGAAGUCCCCAGUUCUGGCUUUCACUGCGGAUACCAAGCUUCGAAUCCUGAGCUCUGAGCGGUCGGAGGCCGUCGAGUUGGAGUUAGUGGAUGUUGCAUUGACCCCAUGCACUAUCAUCUUGCGUGCUGAUGGCAUUGAGCUUGAGAUCGGGGACGUUCGAACGAUUUUGGAGCUCGAAGGCGAAGGUGUUGAUCUUGCAAUGGGAUACAGGCUCUCGGUCGGUGAUCCGUCAAGAGAAUUGUCCAAGCUCACCAAUGAGUCGUCCGAGUCUGGUGGAAAAUCUGCGUCAAGUUUAUGGAGUGUCGCUCGCAAAGCUGCCGCCAAGCAGCAAAUUGUGGAGGUUGACCACCCAGACAUCGAGGAGGUGGAGGAGCGCUCGCUGACACCACACCGCAGAGACAGAGUGAAAGCUGGUGCACGCAGGAAGCUGACAAUGCAAAUGUCCGACUUUGCUAUGAACUUGUCGUCAACUGAUCUGGGCGUCCUUUUGAGCAUCUUGGGUUCACUCAAUGAAUCAAUGAAGGAGGACAUUGAAGUUGUCAAGAAGCGGGAGCAGGGCGAAGCUCGAAUGAAAAGAGCGAGACGACAGGUUGAAGAAAAGCGGUACAUGGACCGAUUGAAAGCCGAGUUCAAACUGCGCGAUGUUGACGGUGGAGGAUCCCUGGACGUGUCAGAGAUUAGGGACCUUCUUCGCAGCGCGACGGAUUGUGAUAAUCUGACAAAGGAGGAGUUCGAUGCGACUGUGGCGGAUUUUGUCAGCAUUGUGGAUAGCGAUGAAAGUGGCGACAUCUCCCUGGAGGAGUUCGAAAGCGCGUUAAGCCGCAAUAAGAUCCUGUACACGCGGCUGCAUCACCACGUGGUUGCGAUUACUGGUCAGGAAUAUGUCGAUCCGGACAUGCAACGAAACAAGGUGCCGUACCUCACUGGUGAUAAUGCAAACACGCUUGCCAACGCAGCAGCACUUGCGACUUUUUGGGAGCGUUACGAAGAGCAGAUUGGUGCGUCAACUACGUCGCUGAAUGGUCAGCCACCUAUUGUCGUUCAGAAGAAGAUGGUGCGUGCAUUCAAGAACUACGACUACGCACAAGAAGCGUGGAACCGGAUCGUGAACCCUUCGCUCGUUAAACCAGGCGAACAGAGUCCCUGGUUGUUGAGCAAAGAGAUGGAUAUGGGCGGUCGAGGAGAUGUGAUCGAUCAGUUGUUGUCUAGCCUGAAGGACGAUGCUCACACCCACACUUCCCUGAACCCGGGGUCUGUCGCUGAGCGGCAGAUCUUCGUUCAGACUCUUGUUUCCACAUCCUUCGGUGGGUUUUACUUGCGCCUGAUUGACAAUAUGCUGCCAUUGGGUCUUCCGGCAAUUGAAACAUCCCUCGAGGAACUCGGCAUUUACGCAAAUUUUUCGGUGUGGGAGGGUGGAUCGGCAAACGCUGUCACAGACCUCCAAGCUCGAAAACGGUCGACAAACAGCUUUGGUGUCGCCAAGAUCAGCUUCGAUGUGUAUGGCAACUACUACAACACGAAGGCACGCCAAAUCGAACCCUUCAUGGAGUUUUAUCAAGGUAUCCUUGAUUUCAAAAAGGAGCCCGAGUCACCGUUGGAAGUAAUUUAUUCAUCGGAUCGCUACUUCCAAAUGAACGUCACGUCAGCGUUCAUGGAAGCAGUGAAUUCGAACAUGGCUGCAUUCUCCAAGGUUGAACAUCGCACGGAGGCUGAACGUCCGCACGUCAAAGAAAUUGGCGCGAUUUUCUGGAUGCUGAACGAGAGCGGGGUGAACGUCAAGUAUUAUCUGGUGGCGAAAAAGCAAACGAAGGAACGCGUGCGCGAAGAGGUUGUGACGGCAGUGACUGCUGUGUCUACUGGCGAAGCGCACGCAUGCAUGCUUCUGGAUAACAGCGAAGCGGAAGAGUAUGAACAACAAAGUUUGAAGGAAAAGCAACUCCGACAAGCUUUUCGGGAUGCCGAUCAGGAUGGAAGUGGUGAGUUGGACACUGAGGAAGUGCGCUCUGUGCUGCGAAGCGUGUAUGAAGAAGAAGACAAGCAACGCAGAACUUCAGGUGCUAGGAAGUCCUCGGUAUACAAGCGCAGCAGUAGCAGCAUUCUGGAGAACGAAGCCGAUUUUUCUCGGGCUGUUGAAGACUUUAUUGCUCUGGCAGACACCGACAAGUCCGGACAAGUUUCGUGGGAAGAGUUCAAGAUCGCGAUCGCCAAGUCGCGUGCGACAGUCGACCGCUUCAUCUCAAUCGAGAUCGAAGGAUACCGGACGAUUCAUAACGUGCCAUUGAUGUCAAUCGGACAGACUCAAGUGUAUGAGCUGACACCACUGUUCGAGGACGUGGAAUCGGAGGAGUCGAUCGCUGCUCUCUACGAUCGGGGUGUGGCUUUGCUGACGAAGGUCGAGGAGCCUACACGUCAAGAGCUGCAAAAGGCGUACGCGUGUCUACACCGAGUGAAGGAGAUCGAUCCAAACUACGAGUGGAUUGACUCAUACUAUGCUGACUGCAUGCGCCAAUACUUGCCUGUACUAGCCGCUAUUCACAUUUCGGUGGAUGGAUUUUACGGUCUGCAAGUGAAGGUAUCCGGUGCGGAGUAUAUUCGCAACGGGACUGCUAAGGAUACGGAGCUGAUCAUGUACGACGAGCAAGGUGCUGUUGCUCGCUGCAACCCGGAACAGCCCGACGCAGCUAAACGUUUCUAUAUGCUGCCAGCGCUCGGUUCAAUCAGUAUUCCUUUGGAUUUGGUUGGCGCUGGGUCUUUCGCUAUUCGGCAAACGGGAGAAACAGAAUGGAGCAACACGCUAGACCUAUCUGUUGCUGAUCAGCGACUAUACAAGCGGAUGACACGAUUCGAGCAGCUUGAAGCCAAGAAGGCCUUACGUGGCGAAGGAAAUGGUUCCGUAUCCUCUGCCAAACGUGUCAAAGAAAAACUGGGUACGAACGCUGCACUUCCCGAUCCGAAUGAGUUCGUUCCUGCUGGAAAAGAAGUGGUGUAUCCGUCGUCAAGUUGCAUUGACAAUCAGCCCACGGUCGUGAUUGAGCGGAUUUCUGUCAACAAUGCGCAGUUGGGUACUUGGUCUUUGACGAUUCAACCCCAGCUGGUACUCCACAACGUUCUCCCGUGCGGUGUUGAGUACGCAAUUGUACAGCCUGAUGAUUGCCCUGAAGAUACGCUGACUUCCAAGGGCGAGUUCCGCGUUGUGGAUACCGCUGGAAAAUCCAAAAAAUCUCGAGCUGUGACAACGUUGGGCGAGAUCGACUACUUUGCUUACGUGAACGAAGUGAACAGUCGAAAGAUGCACAUCGAGAGUGGUAAGACCAUUCAAGUGUUCGGGUUGGACCUGAACAAACCCGCUUUGAUGAUGAUGCGGCUUUGUGCCAGUGAGACCAACCGAGCAUCGACUUGGAGCGCACCGUUCCUGGUGCACCUUGAAGCCGACCGCGAAUCGUUCAAUGAAGAUGCGUUCGAGCUCCUAUUCGAUAACGGCCCAAGCUUCGUUUUCCACCCGCAGUGGGAAGAAAAUGCCGCCCGCACAGUAUUCUUCUACUCUCCGUUCUGGAUUCAAAACCGAAGUGGCUUGGACCUUCGCUUUAAGUUGUCCCGUGGUCGGGUUUGCGCUAUUGAAGAACACCGAGCGUACUUCCCUGACGCGAAGGAAAUUCCUUUGAUGGCGACUGCCCCGCCGGAUAAGGCACUUAUUAGUCUCCAGCCAUUCCAGGAGACGCCGCCGACAUACGAGGGUGAAUCGCUGGUGCCUGAGACGACGAAAAAGUACCUACCAAACUUUCAGAAGCUGGGAUGGUCCGAACCCGAGGACAUGACAACUGUGGGCAAGAAGGGAGAGUUGAGGCCAAACGGAUCUGGCAACUACGCUUUCGUACUCGCAUUUGAAGUUCGUGCUGCACCGGCCCAGUUUUUCAGGUCAAAAAUUUUCGUUAUCUCGCCGCGCUUUGUGUUCCUGAACCACGUUCCACGACCACUCCAAGCAACUCCUAUUCUACUGGAUAAGAAGGGGGGCCGCGGCAAAAACCGUACUGAGCAGGCUGACUGCACCUUACGAGAAGGCGAAGCAGUUGUGGUGUAUCGCCUGAGGGGUCCUGAGAAAUAUGUGGCUGGCUUACGUGUCCGUGAUAUGGCGAACGAUAGCCAGGAUGUGGGUGAAUGGAGUCCGAACAUGCCAUUGUUUAAGCUUGACUCCAAGCUAAGUGAUCCGAAUGUGGCGUACAACAUGUCGGAAGAGGCCGUAUUCUGGACGCGUGGCAGCUUGGGCGAUGGACCUGUGUGCAGCGUAAGUGUCCACGAAGUGGCUGAGACCAUUUUCGCCACUAUCGCGGAUAUUUCGACGAACCCGAACUACCGUAUCGAAAACCGCUCGACUCGCUACUCCUUCCGAUACGUGCAACAUGGGGUAAAGACUGCGGAGGAAAUUGUUCUGGCGCCUUUGGAGAGUCAUUUGUUUGCAUGGGAAGAUCCCAAGGGAGACUUGCGGUUGCGUGUCAUGGCCACACACUGGAAGGUGCCGACUAUAGUGGACUUCAUGCAGAUCGGCGAGGUAAAGAGUGCGCCUCAAGGUCUUCACGCCGAAGUGUAUAUCGAUGGAUCUACUCGAGUCUUCGCCAUGGGAGAUACCACAGUGUUCUCGGACGUUCGACAACGUGCGUUUGUGAGUGAUUGGCUCAGUAAUACGGUUAUUGACGUGUCGAUGCAUGGAGUUGGAAUUACACUUGUGGACGAGCAGCCGCAGGAAGUGUUGAACAUCACCAUGGAGACCAUUCGCUUUGAUUCGAAGGCACGAUCUCGGCGAAUCUCGUUGAUGGUGCACCACGUCCAAUUCGACGAUAUGACUCCCCAUUCAGCGUAUCCUGUGGUUUUCGCUCCUCUGGACAGUGGCUUCAAUAGCGACAAGCGCGAGGGAUGGCUCCCUGGCGACGGUGAAAGACCGUUCUUCACGCUCACCUGCGAGACACUCCCGCAAAGCGGUAUCGUUAUCGUCAACGAUUUCGACCUGCAACUCGAGUCUAUGGCUGUCAAACUGAACUUGGAAUACCUAAUUGGGCUGAGUAACCUGCUCUUCCAGUUAAUUCCUGGAAGUGACGAGGCUACAAUUCUCCAGCAGGGUGUGGAGGCCAAGAAUGCGAUGCUACUGCUGAAUGUUCCGUUCCCAGAUGGAUCUGUUUCUGCUGGCAUGCUGAUGUAUUUCAAGCGCUGGCAUAUGAGCGAAUAUGACUUCGAUAUGGUGUUUGAUUCGCUGCAAGAGGACAAGGGCGAAGGCAUCUCAUCCAUUCUGGGCAAUACCCUGGGAAGCAUUGUCGGUGGCAUCGCGCACGUGACGCCCGAGUUCCACUUCGGCGAGAUUGUCUACCAGAACCGUUUCUUCUACGAGUACGAUCUGAUCUACGACGUCGUGCUGAAGAUCGUACACUCCGUGAUUGGCCAAUGGUACAAGAUCGUUGGAAGUGUCGAGAUGUUAGGCGAUCCAGUUGGUCUUGCCACGGACAUUGUGGACGGUUUUGCACUGGCCGCUCGCCAAUUGAAGCGCGACAUGAAGGGAAAAAGCCGGCGUAAGGGCGAAAGUGCGGUGACUGUCGUACAGACGAUUUUUGGUGUCCCCCUGAGGUCUAUUGGUAAGGUGUCAAAUGGGCUUGGCGACGUGGUCAAGAAGGCUACGUACUUCGAAAGCCAGGAGGACCCGAAUGAACCCCGCCACAUUCCUGAAGGUUUUGUGCAAGGUGGCAAGGUACUUGGCAAAAGUAUUGCGUACGGCGUGUCAGGAUUCGUGAAGGAACCCGUGCGUGGCGCUAAGAGUGGGGGUGUGAAGGGCUUCGCGAAGGGUGUCGGCCGUGGAACGUUGCAGCUUGUUGCUUCCCCUGUUGUUGGCACGCUUGGUGUGGUUGAAAAGCUGUCGCAGUCGGUGAACAACACAACGCAUCUGAUGGACGAGAAGCACUUCGAAGGAACCCGCCGACCUGCCCGCAAUCUCCAGACAGGAUCGCUCAAGCAACUUUCGGAUUCAAACGUGAUUACGGAGGUGGAGGUGCACUGCUUGUAUGUCGACGGACUGCCCGAUAACGUGAACCCGAAGGUGGUGGUGCGCGUGUAUUCUCAGACGGACGGCUAUCCUGCGAAGGAGCUCGGUGAAUACAAGUCUUCGACAAUGCGCCACACGGGAACACCCAAGUACGACCAGUCGUGGCUGAUUGGAGUGACUUCGCUGGACACGUUCGUUGAGGUGAAUGUCUACCACAAGCGGAAGCCGCUGCCCAAGAAGCGCCUGGGAUUUGUGCGCUUCUCCAUGGAGGACAUCUAUCGUGACUUUGAGUCGGUGCCUGCGAAGCUUUUGGCGGAUACGAACGCUAAAAUGCAGCUCAAGCGCCGCAAGCGUGUGCGCGGCAGUAUCAUCAGCAAGUUGGCUUCGGCCAGCGAGCAUCCGGUGGAGGUUCGGGACGACUCGUGGCGACAGCGACUCAGCCGCCCGCCAAAGUCGGGCAGCAGCAUUUUGUCGGAGGAUGAGAACGAGGGAUUCGAGGACUACGACCAAGAGGUUAGUGUCCUGAGCGGGAACUCGAUCUGCUUGGAUGGCACGUUCCCGCCCUCGCCCGUGGGCAUCCCGCUGGAGGAGUGCGAGUCGGAGGCGAAGAUUUACCUCAGCAUCCGCUACGUGAACGACAUGCGGCGGUACGCGUAAGCUGCGCGAAGGAUAGCGUAGCAAUAAAGGCGAGUACAUGCGGCAACCACACGCGCGAGCUGUGCGAAGGGAUAGCGCAGCAACUGCAGACGUCAAUAUAUUUCU